Molecule: messenger RNA, 1041 nt
Organism: Gastrolobium bilobum
Lineage: Eukaryota; Viridiplantae; Streptophyta; Magnoliopsida; Fabales; Fabaceae
Product: GDSL esterase/lipase At4g26790-like
Molecular function (GO): hydrolase activity, acting on ester bonds
Source: RefSeq, a predicted model, not a curated record
AUGGCUUAUGGAGCCAUUCACUGCUUCCUCUUAGCUAAUCUUUUAGUGGGAAGAUCAUGUAUAUGUGCAAAGGUUCCUGCCAUUGUUGUGUUUGGAGACUCUUCUGUGGAUGCAGGGAACAACAACCACAUUUCUACAAUAUUGAAGAGCAACUUUGAACCCUAUGGUCGUGAUUUUGAUGGUGGCCAACCCACUGGACGUUUCUCCAAUGGCAAGCUUCCAACGGAUUUCAUCUCUAAGGCUUUUGGGAUCAAGCCCCUCAUACCUGCUUAUUUGGAUCCAAAAUGUAACAUCACUGAUUUUGCCACUGGAGUUUCCUUUGCUUCUGCAGGAACUGGUUAUGAUAAUGCUACCUCAGACUUGCUAUCUGUAAUACCUCUAUGGCAGGAACUAGAAUAUUACAAGGAAUUUCAGAGGGACCUAAGGAGCUAUCUUGGGCAAGACAGAGCAAACCAGGUUCUUAGUGAAGCGUUGUACUUAAUCAGUGUAGGAACCAAUGAUUUACUAGAGAACUACCCUAUGCUUCCAGAAAAGGCAUCAGAAUAUUCAGUGAAAGAUUACCAGCAAUAUCUUCUCGGAAUUGCUAAUAAUUUCGUAACAGAGCUUUACCAGCUAGGUGCUAGAAAGAUAUCCAUUGCAGGACUUCCUCCUAUGGGGUGUCUGCCAUUAGAGAGAACAACAAAUAUCAUGUUUGGGAGUGAUUGCUUGGAAGAUUACAACAAUUUAGCCAAAGAUUUUAAUGAAAAAUUGGUUGCACAUCUCAACUACAAGCUUGGUGGGAUACGACUGGUGCUUUCAAAUACAUAUGAUAUCCUAUGGAAUAUCAUUCAGAAUCCAGAGUUUUUUGGAUUUAACGAUGUUACAACCGCAUGCUGUGGAACAGGAUUAUUUGAGAUAGGUUACAUGUGUGAUAAGAUGAAUAUGUUUACGUGUUCGGAUGCAAAUGAAUAUGUAUUUUGGGAUGCCUUACAUCCCACGGAAAAGACUAAUGCCAUUAUUGCUAAUGAUUUGAUCAAGAAUUACUUAGCUGAGUUCUUAUAA